Messenger RNA from Aquila chrysaetos chrysaetos, 9327 nucleotides. Its product is annotated as KIAA0586 ortholog. Gene Ontology annotation, biological process: smoothened signaling pathway. Lineage: Eukaryota; Metazoa; Chordata; Aves; Accipitriformes; Accipitridae. Gene Ontology annotation, cellular component: ciliary basal body; centriole. The transcript is spliced from 33 exons. The record is from RefSeq and is a predicted model, not a curated record. The coding region runs from base 71 to 4930 and encodes 1619 amino acids.
UUUCCCUCCGGACGCUGUUGAGGAGCGGACCCCGCGCAGGCGUGAGGGGGCGCAGGCGGGCGCCGUUGCUAUGGCGGCGGGUGCUUCUGAGCUGCGUGAUGAGAUCCUCAUGGAAGCGGGAAGCAACUCCAGCCUCAGCCAAGACUCCCUGGCCAGUCUCACGGCGGGCGACGUGCUCAUCCGCUCCACCGGUGUCCACAGGGAGAAGCAGCCCAUUGACGCUGUGAGAGGAGCCGGCGGCCGUACGAAAAAAGUGGCGAUCGCUGUCGAGAAGCUUCGUGAAGUGGUUUCUCCCUGCCGGGCAGCUGAUGCGGCUUGGGCUGGAGACGGAACACCCUGCCUUCCUCCAGCCUUGUUCACCAACAGGGCUCCCUGCGGGACAGUGACCCCCGGCCCCCCCCGCAGCGCGGCACCCGGAGUCCCGAGUACUAAAGGACGUCCAGAAUGUCUGCUUUCAGUAGAAGAUUCUGCAGAGCCCGUGUUUUUAUCACAGAUGGAUUAUCCUAGAGAAGCUGCAGCACAAGAAGAUCCUUCACUGCUACUGGAAGAUAGCAGAAGACCUAAAGAUGAUGUUUUUAUUUCUCAAUAUGCUACUGGCCAGAAAGAGGCUUUGAGAGCAGUAUUAAAGCAAAAAACUCAAAAUACUCCUGUACUUAAGGAGGUGAAGGUACAGCUCUUAGGAAAUGCCUCCAGAGAAAAAAAGGAAGGUGUUGGUCAUGACACCAGGUCAGCACACAGGGAAGUUGAUUCUGUAACAAACAUCGCAGCAGCAACUGCUGCUGCAAUUGCUACUACAGCUCCUCUUCUUAAAGUUCAAAAUGAUUUGGAAGCGAAAGUUAACUCAGUUUCAGCAUUACUUCAUAAACUACAGGAGACAGACAGACAGCUGCAGCGUGUUGCUGAACAGCAAACAAAUAUGAAGACUCAGCAUGAGAAGCCCCACUGUCACGAAAGAGUUAGUGAGCUUGAAAAACAAAUGAAUGCUUUCAUGGUGGAACGAAUUCAGCAUUUGGAAAAGUUACAAGAGCAACAAAUGAAUAUUCAGUCUCAUCUCAUUAGCUCUGCAGUCAACAUGGGUGGCUUACAACAAAUUCACGUGCCUUCCUCCAGUCUCAUGGCAAAACAAUCUGAGAAGCCAGAACAGCGAUUGCUUACUAAUGAAGUAUCUUCAUGUCAGAGGGGUUUAUUUCCCACUAGUGGUCCACUUGACCAAGCAUAUUCAAGCCAAUUUCAAAGUUGUGGCAUUCACACACAAAAAUCUCCUCUAAAGACACCAGUUCCUCGGAGAUAUGCUCCAGAACCUGUGUCAAAAAAUGUGAAAAUCUCAAAGAAAGAAAACCCUGUUACAGAAAAGGAAAAUAUUCCCAAAUCCACAAGUGAAGGUGAAGGGAGACUUCUUGAGCAUAUUCUGAAUUCUCAAGAAAUGCCACUGAGGCAAACUGAGUCUUCCAAGAAGGCAGCAUUAAACAGUAAUAAAAUGAGCUGGCAUUCUGAGAGAGACAGGCAUACUGCUUUGCGUACAGACUCAUUCCCCAGUUUUGAAAGCUCCUUCCAAAAUUGCAAUUCAAUUGAGAAAACGGUGAAAAAAGCAGAUGAUUUACUUCAGGAUCUUGGCCAGUUGAGGAAAGAAAUGCAUGACAUGCUACAGGAAGCAAAUUCAUGGAAAUCAGACAUGAAUGAUCUUAUUAAGUCAAAAAAGCCUACGGUUGCGUCUGAUCUUCCUGAACAUCAUCUGCUCAAUAAACCAUCCAUCCUUCAAAAUGUUAAAGUGCCAAAAUCUAUACUGAGGGAUGCUGAAAGGAUUUUGAGAGGAGUUCAAAACAAUAAAAAAGUUCUUGAAGAAAAUUUGGAAGCUGUUAUUCGCGCAAAAGAUGGAGAUGCCAUGUAUACUUUUAUUAACGCCUUGACUACGAACAGAGAUGUAUUGGAAGAGAUUCGUAUCAGAAAGACUGUGGAUGAGUGGAUUAAGGCAAUCAGUUUAGAAAUCCAGGCUGAAAUGGCAAGAAAUGAUUCAGAACAAGUGAAAAAUGAUCAAAAGGUCCCAUGGAUCAAGAGAGCCCAAAACAUCAAGGCUAUGAAGACCAAUAAAGAAAUUAAACCAAAAAAUCAAAAAAUCCAAGGAUGCUUGACAAAGAAACCUUUAUCUGCAGCUAAGCCAUUGCAGAAGCAAGCAGAAGAUAACACAAGCAAACAGAAGUUUAGAAUUUACUUUUCUUCUGAAAGUUUGCAGAGGAAAGAAAAAAGGGCAGACGGUCCUGUGAAUGGAAGUGCAAUGCUACAAAACGAAGACUAUCUGUGUCAAGUUUAUGGGAAACCAAUUUACCAGGGCCAUCGUAGCACGCUUAAAAAAGCACCAUAUUUGAGAUUCAACUCUCCCUCUCCCAGAUCUAAACUUCAAAGACCCAAGGUGAUAGAGUGUGUUAGAGGUACAAAGGUAAAGUCAGCAAGAACACAGACUUGUUCUCACAUGCAGAAGGUAGUAACCAGCCCUAGGAGACAGCAUCCUUUAUAUGCACUUGCCCAAGAAAAUCAGUAUCUUUUUAGUCCAAGUCGAGAUGUGCCUGCUGUCUGCGGUCCACUUGAAGGUCACCUAAUUCCUAUGGCUAUUCCACUAGGUCAAACCCAAAUUAGCGACCUCUCACUGCAGCCUGCUGGAGUAGUUAUAGGUAAACCACACCCUGUUACAGUUACAACCUCUCUUCCUCAAGUGCCACCUAAACCACCAGUGGAGAUAAAAAAACCAAACAUAGCUGUAAUAGAGAUGAGAUCAGAGAAAAAGGAUCCACCUCAACUGUCUGUGCAGGUAUUACCAAAUGUAGAUAUUGACAGUAUUUCAAGUGACAGUGUGAGUGUAAACCACGUUCUUCCAGGCUCCGAACCUGCACUUCCUCCUGUUGAUGCUGUAAUACAGACACCAGAAGAUGUACAUAGUGAGGAGGAAGACACAAAGUUUCCAGGAACUAAUUUUGUUGAUGUUACUGAUGUCAUGCAGGAUCAGGAAGAGGAGAGGGAUGAAAUUCCAGAAUUCUUCGAGCCUCUUUUGGAGCUUAAUGGACAGUUUAAAGUUGCCUCCCCAAAAUACAAUGGUCCUUUGUUUCCUCCAGUGGCUUCUGCUCCUCAGCAGUCUUCUGAUGUUUUGGAUGAACUGAUUCAAAGGAGAGAAACAAUAGAAAACAGGUUGAUAAAUUGGGUGGAACAAGAAAUAAUGGCAAAAAUUAUCAGUGGGAUGUACCCAGUUCAGAAAGAAACAGUGCCCAGUGUUAGCACCUUAGAGAGUGAAGACAGUGAGACUGUAACCUCUGACAUUGUUGAAGCUGCAGGUGGUGGAGGAUUUCAACUCUUUAUCAAUGCUGGUGUGCCUGUGGACUCAGAAAUGAUAAGUCAUUUUGUAAAUGAAGCUCUCAGUGAAACAAUUGCGACCAUGCUGGGUAGCAAGCAGGCUCAGAAAGCAGUUCCUGCUACAAAUGUUCUUCCAAGUACAAUGAUUAUGAUGGAGUCUCUUGUGCCUACUCCAUUGCCAACACCCCAGGCCACACCACCACAAACACCACCUUCAGAAAAAGAAUUGCCUCCGGUCAAAACUCCAGAGUCUUCUCUAUCUCUUACAGAAAUGAGUCGAGAAGUUUGCGAACAUGAAAAAAUUAAAGAAACAGGAGUUGAGAUUCCAGCUGCCGUUAGUUGUGUUGGCACACCUGUGGUUACCCCUGUCAAUACACCUCCUAGAACAACCACACCAAGCCCUCCUGCCUCAGAAUGGGUCUCCAAACCUGCAAAAAUGGAAAGUCCAAAGCCUCCAAACCCAUGGGAUGAUGCAGAACUUCCUCUGGAAGAAGAGAAGCCCAGUCCUUUAACUGAAGAACCAUUCCGGCCCAAGGCUGUCGAGAUGUCAGUGGCUAAUGACGAGGAACCAGAGGCCUUGAUUUUACCAUCUCAGCAGUCAUCAGCGAAGCCCUUCGAAUCGCUUCCUUGCAAUCCACAGGUUCCAUCACCUGUGCCUACAGUUAGUUCUGGGCAGUCCACGCAGGAAAGCAGCCUUACCCUCACCGAGACAGAAACAGAAACUGCAGACAGACACAUCUCAGAAGGGGAGGUACUCUUCAGCUAUGGACAGAUGCUGGCUGCAAGAGCCUUAGCAGAAGGAGGACUGUCUCUUCCAAACCUCGCUGAGAGCUUAACCAGUACUUUACAAGAUGCCAAUGAAAUGGAUUAUGAUCCUCCCAGUGAAGGGCAAGUGGUGAGAAGACUGGAUAAAGGCUAUCACAGAGAUCCUGUCCUGACUCUUUUAGCCAAAUUAAAUCAAGCACCUGUUGCUGCACAAGAAGAAAUGUACCAUUUGGAGGAUUCUGAUGAUAGUGUUGGGGAGCUCAGUGAAGGUCAAAGACCAAGGCUGACCAGAGCAGCAGAGAGAAUCCUAAUGGGACAUUCAGUUUAUAUGGACCAUCCAACUACUCAGACUUCUGAGAAAAGACUACACCAGGGUUUCCGUUCUCCAUCACCAGGGCAGCUUGCCCAAAUUGGAGCAGAAAUUCUUGGAGAUGCAGAUACAAGUCAUGGUCCAAUGCUUAUGGCUGAACUGGAAUCGCAACCAGUUUCAAAUCCUAUUCUGCAAGCAGCCCAACCAAGCUGCAGAGUGACAUCUCUCCCAGAGGAUCUGUCCCAGCAGGAAAGCCGAGGAGCUGCACAAGUUGAGACUGUGAGACCCCGAGUUAUUCAUGUGAGAAGGAAGCCUGAAGAGAUGCAACAAGAAGAUAUCCAUGGAGACACAGAUUGGACACCCACUGGCACAAAUACAUAUCUCACAUCUUUACUUACAGGGAAAGAGCAAAAUGGGGGAAUGGCACAGAAAAAAAAAAAAAAAGGAACUUUCACUGAAGAUUUUAAGAUGCUGAGUUACAGAUCUGCAGGUGCUGUGCUAUCCCUAGUGCUCUAAACACUUGAGAUAAUGCCAUCUGGAGGAAGUUAUUUGUUGGGACAGGACAGUGUUUUAAACUUUGAAGUCAGUAAUAAACAAAGUGAAGCAGCUGGAAUCUGGCAGAAGAAGAAACAAGCCAUUCAUAUCAACCCGUGCUAUUAAAGGAAUGAGAGCACUGCACUGGAGUUGUUUUUACAUAUGCUUGGAAGUUUAUUCUUGCUCUAGAAGUUAGCUGCCUCAGUUGUUAAAUUAGAGAGUAGAGGGAGGGUUGCUGGGGGGUGAUGUUUGUUUUUAAAUUUUAGGAAGUAAUAUGUAGGUAAUUACAGUAAUUAUGAUUCUGGUUUUAUACUGAAACAAUAACCUGGGUCCUGAUCCUUCAAACCCCUCCCUAUUUAUUGUCUUGAAGAUAGCUCUUUUCACUUACAAGAUAUGGGUCUGGUUUACAUCCGGAUAGAUUAAAAAUAGAAGUUUUAUUUAAUGUAUGUACACCGACUUGAAGGAGUUAAAGCACGUGGGUUUUAUUUGGCUUAAAAGUCAGACUUGUUUAGUCUUUUUAUUUUGCCAAAUAGAAAAAUUUAAAAAGAAAGAUUUAAACAUUUUUCUUUGUUCUUAUUGUUGCCAUAUGGUAUUAGUAACCAAACCUCCCUUCAGCGUGUUUAAUUCCUUUUCCAUUUGGCAUACAUUCACGAUACACUUGUAUAUAGCAUACUCUCUGUGUGACGGUACCUCUUAGAGAAAAACUCCCUUCACAGGUCACCGGAUGGUUGACACACCAUUAAUUUUUAUGUUUCUGUUAAACAAAGAUCUGGAAAUUUAGUACUGUACAUGAAUUUGUUAUAGAUUGCCAAGAACAGGAAAAAUCUCUAAUCUGAAAUCUGACCUUUUCCGUCAGUGGGUCACCAAGAUGUUUUCAGUCACUGUUGAGUUUCUACCAGUCAAGCACCCUUACACACUUACUAAGAGUGUCAGUUUUCACAGUUUAUAUGAAUGUACUCUAUUAGACAGUGACAAUGAAUUUGGAGAACUGGAGGUCACCUCAGGUCACAUGUUCCAAUUAUUGGAUUUUAACAAGGAAAAUUUUUAUAAAUACAUCUAAGCACAUGAUUACAAAAUUGUACUGAGUACUUCCAGAGCCUCGAAAGAGGGAAAAAAGCUGUGAAGAUCACCUGCCUUCCUGCCCUGCCCUGCCUUGCUUUGUAAAUGGAGGAAUUUUCCAUUCCAUUUUUAUGGCAUAUCAGAAGAUUAUGAGCACCAUUUCAAUUUGCAUAUUUGUGGCAGUGAAGAGCUCAAUGUUUAAGAGGAAACCAUCUUAGCAUUGGUUAUGAGCUGUUCUCUGAUGGGGGGUGGGGGGGGAAGAAAUAUAUCCCAUUGUUAAAGAAGGAGCUGGCCAGGGACUAUACAAACAUUAUCACUGGUGUACAGCAAAAGGCAGAUCCUGACAUCAGUAAAUAUGUAUGCCUAAAAACAUAUAUAUGAGCAGGAAUACAAACAUUUAAACCUGUGUGCUUCUUUUUGUGUAUUUAUUCACAUACCCAUCUCUAGAUGUAUAUAUGAAUGUGUUUUAUGCACUGUGCAUGCAUGAGGUUAGAUUAAGCAAGAGGUGAUAAUGUUAAAGCACAUGUGAGAACAACUUAGUAGUUGUAUCUUUGGGCCAGCGUAGAGUUUCAGGACUAGCAGCUUUCUAUCCUGGAAAGUUACAGUCAUGGAGCAGAAUCCCCCAUGUAGCUGAAAUAGGAUAUCUGUACUUUUUUUACAGUUAGAAUGCUGAAAAUCCAGGUUCUGUAUUUUCUACAUGCGUCUAACAAAGUCAAAGACUUCAGAUUUCUGUCUUUAAAAAAGGCAAAUGUUUACUUUGGGUAUUUUUAAGCUUAUUUUUAAGGCUAUUUAGAUAACUCAGGACCUGGUAACUUUUCUGUUGAGCAAGUAGAUGGAAUUCCUCUUUUAAUUUUUCUGUCCUUUUACCAUUUUAUAUCUAUCAUAAAAUUGAACUAUAGUACGUCUGUAAAAUAUAUUAGAGUAUGUGUUAGGAAGAAUGUAGACUAAUAUGAUACUUUCUUUCAGCACCCCAGAAUCAAAUACUUGGGAAGUUACUAUAGAGCCUUGGGAUAAGGGAAUAUACUUUUUUUUCCCCUCCUUUUUUUUUUUUUUUUUUUUUUUUUUUUUUUUUUUUUUUUUUUUUUUUUAACAAACCUGAAAACAGCUGUUGAAACAAUGACAUCAUGGAAUGUGACAUGACUGUGGAAAUUAUUAACAAAGUCAAGCUUUGAAAGCAUCAAACUACAUAUAGUGUUGGAGAGUUGCUUUAGCGUCUAGGAUGACUUACAAAGUUUCCUCGGGCAUUACACAUUCAUGUCUUUACUGUGUGUCAGCUUCACGUCUAACCAAAUAAACACUUUGCAUUUCUUCAGUUCCCCUUCUGAAUAACCUAUUUUUAUCACGCAAACAUGGCUACAGACUAAGCUCAUGGAAGUACUUCUGGAAAAACAAAACACAUAUAUUUCUUGCACAUCUUUGUGGUGUUACCAUAAAUGUGCUUUCGAAUCAUGUUCAGAAGACGUAGGAUUUCUCAUGUCUUCUUACUGCUCGUGUGUUAGGUUUGCUCAGGUCCACGCCAACCCAAACGUUGGCAGCUGUGCUUUGUAGAGGAGUUUGGGCUGGGGGUGAUGAAAGCUGUCCAGCUACUGAGGGUAGUCUAGUGAAACUAUGGACAACGCUUCUUGCAAAGCGCGUAAGCAGCUGUGGCGAGCAGGUGACGUGUUGGUUCCCUGGGGGCACAAAAAAAUGCUCUUGUGCUCUUGCUACCUCUCCAGAGCCCUCCCCUGCCUUCCCGGGGGGCAGGAGGCUUGGCUGGCAGAGGUUGCUCCAUGUACUGGCUUUACUGUCUUUGGCCUCGUUCGUGUUUGACAUCCUAGGCUCUUGGCUGCUGUUCUAGCAUGAAAAACACCGGAUGAAAUUUUAUUUUAGCAGUGGGGUUUUGUUGUUUUAAUUAGCCUUUUGAAGCAUGCUUUGCUACAAGUCAGAUGAAAGCAGAUUACUACUACAGUGACAUAGUAGAUAAUUAACUGGGGUGAAAGAAAGCCUAACUUCUUGGGUUUAUUGGGAAAAUAGCGUUUUAAUUACCUAGUCUAUCACAGAGGAAGGGAGAAUUGUUAUAGCUUAUUGGAAUAAGAACAAACUCCAAGAGAGCCUUUGCUGUUGCACACGGACUUAUGUAUGUUUGUUUUGCUUGUAGCUGCUGCACUUAAAAUAAAUGUCCCAAGGGCAACUGAAAUCUCAAAAUGCUCUCUCCGUAGUUUUGUGAAUGUUGUACCAUUCAGCCAGUGCCAUUUUUCCCGUUCUCCUUCACUCCGUGUCUGUAGCCUGAUUCAUGUCUUGCUCCCGCUGCUCCCUGUAUUGAUUCAUCUUGUCUCCUUCCUCUGGCUAAAUAUAGUAACUUUUGCCCAUGACCCCUCUCCCUUCCCAUCUCUGGUGUCUGGCUGCAGGUUGUUUUCUACCCCUCCCGUGGUUCCCAGACGGGAGAACUUUUCAGCACUGCCGUGAUCUUUCACAGCUGCUCAGCAGCCAGGGCUGCUGGAAGCUCUGCACGACGCGUCUCUCUUCCUUGCAGGGGCUGCUGGCACGGCGGUGGCUGGGCUCCGCCGGGGCUUGUCCCUCUCCCACGUUUUGCAGGGUCAGAUCGCAAGACUGGGAAGUGGCAAGGAGCCAUCUCAGGCUUGCUGGAAGAUGAACGUGGCUCGUAAAGUCCUGCAAGCCACGUCUCCAAGGGGGAGGCUGUGUACAUUUCCUCUGGAGUCUGUUAGAGGAUGAAAGAAGGGAGAUAAACCACAAAGGAGUAGCAAGAAGGACCCUUAAUGAGUUAGGGAAAUGGGUUGGAGAUAGGGAAGAGCUAAAACAACUUCUCACUUGUGUUUUGGACAGCUGAAGCAUUGAUAGGGUGUUUUUCUCCGUAGGACUUGUAGCCAAUGGCUUCAACUUGUAUUGCUUUGAUUUUUAUGAUUGUACAUGGAUAUGUGGUCUUGAACAAUCUGAAUGUUUUCUAAGGGUUUGAUGCAAACAGACAUAGACAUAUAGAUGGAAUUUAGAAAUACUGUUAGUAUCUGUGGAUCUCAUUUCAUUUAUGUGGAAAACGCCAGUAUACAUAUUUGAAGUUUAUAUAUGUACGUGUGCAUGUGUGUGUAUCUGUAUGUAUAUACAACCCAGUCUCUAUAUGCAAAUAAAUUAAUCCCUUUGUUACCUGAUAAAGAGAACUGUGAUGGCUAAAGCAGCACUCUUUGAAAUGCCUCAAAGCUGUCGACAGUAAGGAUGUCUGUGUCUUUGUAUUUCCAUGGAGUGAUGCAAUAUGGAGAUUACUUCAGUACAGUUUAGUUGUUUGUCAUAGACAGCAAAUAAUGUGUUUUGUUCUGCUUUUUUAAUUU